Messenger RNA from Pyricularia oryzae 70-15, 714 nucleotides. RefSeq lists its product as uncharacterized. The coding region runs from base 1 to 714 and encodes 237 amino acids. The record is from RefSeq and is a predicted model, not a curated record. The transcript has a single exon. NCBI's taxonomy places the organism in Eukaryota, Fungi, Ascomycota, Sordariomycetes, Magnaporthales, Pyriculariaceae.
AUGUUACUACUGAAUCCAACGAGAAGCCGGACUUGUACCAUUGUCCAAAACAAACACAAACCCAAACACAAAUUCCUUCCUAGCGAGACCCCCGGGUGCAUCCGUCAGAAGCAUGACCGCUGGCCGCAUGCACAUCACGUCCUCACACGCUGGCCUGCCCGUCCUGGGUUCAGUCCGUACGACGUACUGGAGCAGCCCAGGGACGGCCCCUACAGCAAGCGGCGAUUUUACGAACUGGUCAUGGUUUAUCAUCCCGACCGCUGGGUCCACGGCACGUACCACGGCAUCCCCAAGCAGACGAGGGUCGAGCGGUACCGCCUCAUCCUAGCCGCCAAUGCGAUCCUCUCGGACCCCGUCCGGCGGAGGGCCUAUGAUGAGUACGGUGUGGGCUGGGCGCCAGGCGGAACUGACUUGUCACGGAGGAGUCCGGGCCAGCCCUGGAAGGGUGGCAAUGGCGGGAAUGAUGGCAACAGCAGAAAUGCAAAGGGCCAGCGAGAUGAGCAAUAUCCGUCUGGGGGUGACAGCUGCCAUUGGGAAGGCCAGCCCCGUGGUAGUCAGCAACGGCCUAUUUUCAUGGACAACAGUAGCUUCGCAGCCAUGUUGCUGUGGUUGGCAUCUUCACUGAGCUACUUGUUGUGGUCUGUUGCAUCUUGUAGAGCGGAGAGUAACGUUGCGUACCCCCUGUUCGGCACCCCCCCCUGUUCGGCACCCUGA